UGUGUGUGUGUCUGUGUCUGUGUGUGUGUCUGUGUGUGCGUGUGUCUGUGUGUGCAUGUGAGCGUGCGUGCGUGCGUUUGUUUCCACUGCAUAUCCAAAAACUACUCAAAAGGAUGUUUAUGUCAGAUAUUUAUCCAGUGCUGAAUAUCUAAGCAAUAUAGCGACUGAACUUCUAAUUUAAUAUGACAGGUGACGAUGAUCCAUAUGCUCUCUACUUAAGGCCGAGUGCGCACUUCUUGCAGCAUUAAAUACAAACCCUGAUUCCUGCCUGAACUAAUCCUUAAGCUACACCCUACCGUUAUUGCAUCACUGGACUACGCAUUCACAGAAGAUUACGUGUCGCUUGCCAGCAUAGAGACCAAAAGGAAUGCAUAGAUCGCCUUAUUGACACAGAUCAGCGAAGGCUAUACCGGAGCCUUUUCACGAAGUAUGUCCUUUCGUGAAGGAUCCACUUGCUACAUACGGAACAAGUGUCACUUGUUCGCUGUCAGAGGGGGACAUCGCUGAUUAUGCUGAAGGUCGACAAUAGGCAAAUGCGCAGUGUUUGCCGUAUUCCUCAGAGGUGUCAGAUUUGUUAUUCGUGGAACGAUACAAACAAAAUUGAAAGAGAAUUGAUAAGGCUGCAUCGUGACCAAGAGCAUCAUCGUCAUAGCGGAUAAGUAUAAUCACUGAUGCGUAGAUAGGCCGAUUGCAAUAGUUGCGUGGUUUGAAAACAAGCUGUUGCUGAAGCUGGUGACGAUUGAUUGUUUCACCUGCAUGAUACCUUAUUUAAUUUAGUAAAUUUGUCAUGGUAUUGUUGUCUACUUGAAUUAGGUAUUGUCUCCUGUUUUAGUAGUGCCUCAACGCACACCGGAAGUGGUGGCCACGGAAAAGUCCAUCGAUACGAAAAUCUAUUUUCGUCUAGUGAUGACAGUUAGCAGAACUUCCUCGAUAGCCGCCAUUUUGUUCUCAUAAAUGACUCUUUCAGACGCCCAUCCCAUUCAGGAAAUUAAAGUAACUUUAAAUCGAAUCGGUGUUACUCAAUCAAACAGAACUGUCCUUUUGUAUAUAGACCAGCUCUAUCGUGUGUCAAUUGAACAUGGACCUGUUUUCAUAGAAAGACUUCGAGUAUCUUUUAAAUUGCUUUUAUCAGCGUUACAAGCUGUUACACACAUUGGAGAAGAUGUGGCGUCAGUGAAAUCUAUAAUAGUCAUUGUUUCGCAUUGAAGCUGAUUGUUGCGACGCUGGCUAUCUCGUGCCUAAGCAUUACCGUGGUAAUGGACAACAUUAAUCAGCUGUCGAGAAGUUCGAGGCAUUCCCUGCAAAAGCGAAUCCUUCAAGCUAGCAGGGCUUGCCGAUAAGCGAAUAACUCUUGCAUAACGUUUUAAUGUUUAAAAUUGACAAGUAAACACCCUAAAAUAACGUAGUGUUUUUCCGCGCUCACGUCCGGUUGUAAGAAAUCCCUUCUUCAAAAACCUGUCUGUGUAGAAUAGACACAGAGUUCCUAAGUGCUUGACAAGAUGGCUGAAGUCAAACAGAAUUUGGUCGAUGCGCAGAAGGUAGAAGAGAGUCCAUAUGGUGGAGGUGAAACCUCUAUUAAGAAGGCCUUAAAAACGGGAGCAAAUUUGGAAGCGCGAACUGUAACCAUCGAUGCAUCUCAAGUGGAGGAGGUACUUCCAGAAGUGGGUGACCACAUGAUCGACAUUGACAGAACAAAACUUCGUCCAGUUGAAGGACGCGCACCCACACCGAUUCCAAGUGAGGAAGAAUGGAGCGUUAUGCGAAAGGAAAUUCAGCAGUUGGCUGCAGGUGGGGGCGAAAGGCAAGAAGACGAACAGGAAACACCUAAACAGAUCUCCUUGGCCUUUGUUGUCACCGUACCAGAGGUCGAAAGUGAGCCUUCUGAUAAUAAAAAAGAUGAUGAAGACUCAUUCAAGAUAGGCCUUUAGUGAGCGUAACAGAGAGCAACAGCUGAUGAUUAUAUGAGAAGCAAUGCAUUGACAGAAGUGAUGUUGACACGCGCCUAAUAAUGAGCUGAUGGAUUUUGUUUGAUGAGAAAGUUUGUUAGCAUGAUUUAAGCGUAGCCGUUGUCAAACUAUACAAUAUAAUUAUUCCUUGAAACUUUUAUUACAAUGUUCUGUUCUAUAUACGUAUAUAUAUAUAUAUAUAUAUAUAUAUAUAUAUAUAUAUAUAUAUAUAUAUAUAUAUAUAUAACAUUGUUAACCUGGCUUCUAAGAACUAACAUUUCGGAUGAACAGUGUUUCGCUCACAGUAGAUGAUCUCGGUAUGGAAAAAACGUAGCCCUAGUUAGUCGAUCUGUGUAUAUCGAGUCAACAGCAUAGAGUCGAUUGGCUGUCUGGUAAAUUAGUAGUACUCUUCACCUUACUUAGAGCAAU
This is a messenger RNA of Varroa destructor (honeybee mite), 2375 nucleotides long. RefSeq lists its product as uncharacterized. The record is from RefSeq and is a predicted model, not a curated record. Lineage: Eukaryota; Metazoa; Arthropoda; Arachnida; Mesostigmata; Varroidae.